CAAGUUGUAAAUUGGUGCACUUGCGUUUGGCUCUGAGAUGAGAAGAACUUGAUAAUUGGCGAUUUUCAAGGGUGCCCAAUAACAAAAGCGGAAGGGACUUUACUUAUUCGAUAUAAAUCCGAGGAUAGAACUUUGCCAUCCACACAUCACAGCCUCAUCAAUCAACCACAGUGCCGUUAAAAGUUGCACGUCAUCAUGCAGCCCCUGAGUGUCGUUAUUGGAGUAUUUGUUGUGCUGACGAUCACUGUUCUGUACACCGAAGGUAAACGAGUGGGUGACACACUUGCUAACAAACCGAGACGUGAAGUCGCUCUACCCCCAUUCAACAGCAGGUUUGGCGGAAUAGGUGACGCACCCGCUAACGGACAGGACUUUAGACAGGAUGACGUUUGGCCACCACGGAGAGGCAGGUUUGGCGGAAUAGGUGACGCCCCUGCUAACGGACAGGACUUUAGACAGGAUGACGUUUGGCCACCACGGAGAGGCAGGUUUGGCGGAAUAGGUGACGCCCCUGCUAACGGACAGGACUUUAGACAGGAUGACGUUUGGCCACCACGGAGAGGCAGGUUUGGCGGAAUAGGUGACGCACCCGCUAACGGACAGGACUUUAGACAGGAUUAUGUUUGGCCACCAUCGAGAGGCAGGUUUGGCGGGAUGGGUGACGAACCAAAGAAAGCAUUCGCCAUAAAAUAAUAACAAGCUGCAAAAUUUACAUAGAAAUAUCUAUAGAUCAGAGGCGUUGGGAAAGCAUUCAGAUCGUUAACAGCAUUCAAAAUAAUAUGGAGCAUUGUGGAUCAUCCACUUUAGACACCUUGUUUGUAGAUUUGUCAUCAAUAAAAAAUCAUAUAAUGGGACAAUGAAA
This is a messenger RNA of Nematostella vectensis (starlet sea anemone), 862 nucleotides long. RefSeq lists its product as uncharacterized. The record is from RefSeq and is a predicted model, not a curated record. Lineage: Eukaryota; Metazoa; Cnidaria; Anthozoa; Actiniaria; Edwardsiidae. Bases 196 to 693 code for a protein of 165 amino acids. The transcript has 3 exons.